CACACACACACACACACACAGACACACAGAGGGGGCAGUGUGUUCAGAGCUGCGGAUCCUCCCAGGUGCCAAACACACACACACACACUCACACACGUUCCUCCGGUCGCCUGAAGGACGAGCUGAGCAGCUGAGCAGGAACCGCCGAUAUUUGGAAAUAUCGAAACAGGGAAGUUGGAGUCGAGCGCGUCCGUGUCCGCGGUGGAAAGUCGCUCGGUCGUCGGCAUGUUCAGCUGGGUGAAGCAGGAGCAAGGUGGACGCAACAAGGAAGGAGAGAUGUACCAGACGGUGACGGAGGGACUGCAGAGCCUCUACACCAAGAAGCUGCUGCCGCUGGAGGAGCACUACCUCUUCCAUGACUUCCACUCCCCGGCCCUGGAGGCCGCCGACUUCCAGAGCAAGCCCAUGGUGCUGCUGGUCGGCCAGUACUCCACCGGGAAAACCACCUUCAUCAGGUACCUGUUGGAGCAGGAUUUUCCGGGGAUGCGGAUCGGCCCCGAGCCGACCACCGACGGCUUUAUCGCGGUGAUGUACGGCGAGAACGAGGGCGUUGUCCCUGGCAACGCUCUGGUGGUCGACCCCAAAAAACCUUUCAGGAAGCUCAACGCGUUCGGAAACUCUUUCCUCAACAGGUUCAUCUGCUCUCAGAUGCCCAAUCAGGUCCUUCAGAGCAUCAGCAUCAUCGACACUCCUGGUAUCCUGUCUGGAGAGAAACAACGAAUCAGCAGAGGUUAUGACUUUGCGGAGGUCCUGCGUUGGUUCGGGGAGCGGGUGGACCGGAUCAUUCUGCUGUUCGACGCUCACAAGCUGGACAUCUCGGACGAGUUCUCCGAGGCCAUCAAAGCCUUCAAAGGACAAGACGACAAGAUCCGAGUCGUCCUCAACAAGGCCGACCAGGUGGACACGCAGCAGCUGAUGCGGGUGUACGGCGCCCUCAUGUGGUCACUGGGGAAGGUGAUCAACACUCCAGAGGUGGUGAGAGUUUACCUGGGCUCCUUCUGGGCCAAACCCCUGCAGAACACCGAGAACAGGCGUCUGUUUGAGGCGGAGUCUCAGGACCUCUUCAGGGACAUCCAGAGUCUUCCGAGAAACGCAGCGCUGCGUAAACUCAACGACCUCAUCAAGCGAGCGAGGCUGGCGAAGGUGCACGCUUACAUCAUCAGCUACCUGAAGAAGGAGAUGCCGUCUCUGUUUGGGCGAGAGAAGAAGAAAGAGGAGCUGAUCAUGAGGCUGCCGGAGAUCUACACCAUCCUGCAGAGAGAGCAUCACAUCAGCCCCGGAGACUUCCCCAACGUCACCAAGAUGCAGGACAUGCUGCAGCACUACGACUUCAACAAGUUCCCGUCUCUGAAGAUGAAGCUGAUCGAGUCAGUGGACAAGAUGUUGGCCACAAAGAUCGCCGUUCUGAUGGCGAUGAUCCGCGAGGAGGAGUCCAAGCAGCCGCCGGCCAUGGUGUCCGGCGGCGCCUUCGAGGGCUCCCAGGACGGACCCUUCGGCCAGGGCUACGGCGAGGGCAUCAGCGCCGGGGCCGACGCCGAGGACUGGAUCGUGAGCCGCGAGAAGCACCGCUAUGACGAGCUCUUCUACACGCUGAUGCCCAUCAACGGCAAGAUCACCGGCGUCAACGCCAAGAAGGAGAUGAUGAACUCGCGGCUGCCCAACACCGUGCUGGGGAAGAUCUGGAAGCUGGCCGACUGCGACCGCGACGGCAUGCUGGACGACGAGGAGUUCGCGCUCGCUCAGCACCUCAUCAAGAUCAAACUGGAGGGCUACGAGCUGCCCACCGAGCUGCCCGACCACCUGGUUCCCCCGUCCCACCGCAAAAACCCCACCGCAGACGCCCUGUACAACCACACCGAGGACUAGAGCGCCGGCAGGGCGCCGAGCUAGCCGCCAAAGAGACUGGCUUAGCUGAGAAGAAGUCCAAAUGUAAAAAAUCACCACAGGUCAACAUUUCUGUUGCUGAUGUUCAGUCUAAGAGGAGAACCAAUCAGCAAACUGACAGCUGCUGGAGGUCUGAAGUUUAGGAUUCACACGUGAGGAGCUCGCCACCAUGAUGACCUUCAAACAUUGCUAACUCAGUCGCUAAUCACAUGUUUAAAAAAACGGCCAGCAGACUAAAUAAGUGACUGAAAGCGCUAAGAAAGUCAAAAUAUUAUGCUUUUAUUUUGGUAAGAUUUUAUAUAUUCUACAUUUCGGUUGCUUUAAAGGCACCAAAGAAGAAAAAAAAUAUGAUGUAGCCUCAUAAUUUACUAGUUCUACUUUAAGUUGGACACUUUUAUUUUGAAAGAGAAUAAUGUUUUAGAAAUAUCUCAAUAACGAACCAACUUCCUGCCUUAAUGUUCUUCAGAAAAUGCCUCUGUUUGUCUGAACGCUGCAGUAUCUGAGCAACACGCGAGCAGCUUGAUAGAAAUGGUCACCGACAUUAUAGUGACUGGAUGUAAGUUGCUCGUAGCUCUUCCUCCUGGUUGUUCCUCAGUUUCCAAACUGAAACACCCAUAAGGCCGCUGAAGCUGUUUGUAUUGGUUUAAGGUUUAAACGGACCAAUCAGCACGUCAGUCUUCAGGUUCGUGCCUGUAAUUGAACAUCAUCAAGAUAAUCUGUUCCUGAACGUCCACACAACCCAAACACAGUCAAAACUACUUAAAGCUUUUAUUUUAUUUUUUAUUGUAACCAGCAGAUAUUUUCUGAUUUUAACUUUAGAAAUGACUCAGAUGAUAAUCAUUAUUUGAUUUGCUGCAGGUGGACUGAUGGUUUCACUGUGUUUUAGAAACUCUGAAUAAAAUGAUGUGAUGCAGAUGAUUUAACAUCAAGACGUCACGACUCAACGAAAAAAUCCAGAGAAUCCCAACGAGUCUUCACAUGUCAAGCUCCAGACUCGUCUUAACAUCCGCGUUCUAGAUCACUCACUGCCUUCGCCGUGUGCAGAAGCAGGGCCGGGACACGGGGUGGUCAGAGGUCAAAGGUCAGAGUCUUCUCUGUUUGAACAGCACACAGUCAGGAGGAGAUGACGGUGGAAGUGAGCGCUCGCUCUGCUGCUGCAGCUCGUCGUUAACUCGUCCUCCGGGACUGACGGCGUCCUGAAACGUGUUGCAGAGGACAGUCAGUCAGUUUCCUCACAUUGUAAACUGAGCUGAGGGGAGGAGAGACGGUGACCUCUGACCCCUGCUGACUGCAUACUUUCCUCUGUAUGGAAACUGUGGAAACAGUUUUAUUUGUUUUUUCUUUAUGGAGCUAAAAAAACAGCUCCAGUGUUAAAAUGAGAAGAUUUAUUGCUCACAUGGUCCAAACCAAGGCAGAAAAAUACACUAUGUGGCCAGAAGUAUGUGGACACGUGGUCUGUGUUCCAGUCCAUCUUAAAGGUGGUAGAUGGGGUUGAGGUCCGGGUCAGUGCAGUUCUUCAUCACCAAACCACUGAAACAGGAGGAGCUGUUGAAACAAAGCUAUCGUCUGAAACACCUUUGGAUGCUGCAGCAUUAAGGUUCUUACCAAAACCAAGACCAGUGGUGUCCACAUACUUUUGGCCAUAAAGUCUGCAUAUAAAGUUACACCAUAAAAAAAUCUUAAAAACACAAAAUAUGUCAAUAUAAAUUUACCCAAAGCUAAAAAUUCACGUCAAAAUCUACUGACAUCUAACUGAUCGUUGGCUAACCUCCGCCACCCUUAGCUAACGAUGCUACGCCUGUCAAUCUUCGGCCUCAGAUCCAUCGUCAGAAUUCACAGGAUUUCUGAUAGAGACAAAAGCAGCUUCUUCUUUCCAGCAACCGUCGAUUAUUGUGCUAAUUUUAGCUGUAUACUAGCAUUAGCUCUGUGUGUCGGUUGAAAGUGCGAUCUUGAGCUCUUGGUUCGGUGUCUGGAGUGUAAACGUCCACAUAUGGAAUGAAGAGCAGGAGCUAGCCAUGAAUGUUAGCCUAAACUCCUGAAAGUAACUUUUUUUUACUGAGGGUAGUUAGCUAGAGAACAUGCUAACGUUAGCAGCUUAUGUUUGAGCAGAUAAACACACUGUUAAAUACUGUCCUGACACGUUUAAUCUUGUGUUCUUGGUUUUGGCGUAAAAGGUGCAAACAAAGCAAACUAGCAAGUUUGUGAACAUUAAGAAAUCCAAAGACCACAGAUGUGCCACGCCUAGUUACGGUUGCUUAGCUAUGAUUGUACAAUUGCUGUAAGAGGGAGGGGUUUAGCAAACAGUGGGUUGUAACAAACGCAGUAGUGAAUCUCGCUCUCGAUGUGCCUUUAAAUGCUUCUUUUUAUAGAAAAGUUUCGUCGACCACAGAGCCAGAUAUUAGCUGCAGUCUCAGCGUGUGUUCAGCCUGAAUCUGAAGCACGUUAUCGCCUCGUCUUAAUCGUGUAAAUUUGACAGCCAGAGUGUUUUUUCUCUUUGUUUCCUGACCCAAACCGACGUUAGCCGUAGCUACGGUAGCUAGCUUCAGUCUGAACACACCUUCAUUAGCUAAUAUUAAAAUACUGGCCUCCAAAGACAUUCAGCUCAGAUUUCAAAGCUUCAUUUGCACAUUUCCCCGUCAGUGCCUCGUCAAAGCCCUUCAAGAUAAACAGAGCUUAUUUCUUUUCAGCUCGAUACGCCUCCGCCGAGCGGCUCCGCGCCCUCUGUUUCUACGACACGCCUCCGCCGGACAUGCUCCGCGCCCUCUGUUUCUAUGACAGGACUCAAACCGUCCUUGAGGACUCGGCAGCUGGGCGCCGUCCGUUUCGUGCCUUUAACGUGCAAAGAAAGACAGAAGUCUGAAGAGCGAAGCUCAUCGCGUCGGCCGGAAACUGUUCCGGUCAAACUCUUUCAUCGUUCCGUAAGAGGACGUCUGUAACAUCUUUGUCCCGUCUGGUCUUGAUUUAACGUCUGUAAAAUCCAGCAUCAUGCAGAAUAAAGAUAAACUUGGUCUAAGGAGCCCGGACAGAGCAGGAAAAGUCCGUUUGAAUGUUUUCUGGGUGUGAAGAUGCUUCCCGCAGUCCGAUCGCGUUCAAUGAAAAUCUCAAAUUAAAUCUUCAUUUAUCUGAAUGUACAAGUUUUUAUUUUUGUGAUCUUGAUGUAUUUUGUAUUCUCGUCGUUUGAACGUGUUCGUGAUCGACUUUCUGUUACUCAGUUCUGAUGAUCUCAUCCUGUUAUCAGAGGUGGAGACUAAUAAAGUUUAUCCCACACA
Molecule: messenger RNA, 5153 nt
Organism: Chelmon rostratus (copperband butterflyfish)
Lineage: Eukaryota; Metazoa; Chordata; Actinopteri; Chaetodontiformes; Chaetodontidae
Gene: ehd4
Product: EH-domain containing 4
Exons: 8
Coding region: 226-1866 (546 amino acids)
Biological process (GO): endosomal transport; endocytosis
Cellular component (GO): plasma membrane; cytoplasm
Molecular function (GO): protein binding; GTP binding; calcium ion binding
Source: RefSeq, a predicted model, not a curated record